Messenger RNA from Mugil cephalus (flathead mullet), 3548 nucleotides. Its product is annotated as G protein-activated inward rectifier potassium channel 3-like. Bases 545 to 2182 code for a protein of 545 amino acids. Gene Ontology annotation, cellular component: plasma membrane. The transcript is spliced from 3 exons. Gene Ontology annotation, biological process: regulation of monoatomic ion transmembrane transport; potassium ion import across plasma membrane. The record is from RefSeq and is a predicted model, not a curated record. Lineage: Eukaryota; Metazoa; Chordata; Actinopteri; Mugiliformes; Mugilidae. Gene Ontology annotation, molecular function: inward rectifier potassium channel activity.
GUAGAUGACCAGCUGAGUCGUCUCCGGAUGCUUUGGAAGGACAGCUGAGACAGCAUUAUACUGGAGCUUAGCUCCAUCUGUAGAGGAUAUCCUUUCGAUCUAAUCUUUUGCAUUAGUAUUGGUUACUCACUGCUGCAGUAGUGAAACAAAGAUCUCUAUGUAAGGAAAUACCCAGUGUUUGGUCUGCGAUAGGACGACUGCACCACUUACAGGUCAGUUGAUGUCACACUUAAAAAUGUAAACUAUGGCAAAACAGAGUAAACAGAAAAGAAAGGUUCAACAAGAGAGUGACAUUUAUAGUGCAGUGAGAAACUAUUUUUUCUAAACGACCUCAGAAGUGGACCCGGAAUGUAAUUACAUGAUGAUUGUUCCCAUAUGCGAAUCCUGCCUCACGAUCUCCUCUCAAUUUCCUCAGGUCAUGACUGAAAGAACCGCAACUCAAAGUCAGAACCAUGUACACUCUCUAGUGCUUAUUGCCUUUGCAUUUCUGUAGUGUAUCUGGGUGCAAAUAGAGACUACAAGGUGCCCUGGAUUUACAAGGAACAUGGGGCCUCCCGGUUCCACCCAGGACAAGACAGGAGGACGACGAACGUCCAUGCCUUGUCAACCAAAAUCCAUCAUGAUUGUCCAUUCCACGCCUUCAGGAGAGAAAAUUCAGUGUGAGAGCUUUUCAAUAAAUACAGACACAGACAAAUGCCUUCCUCUACCGAACAUCGCUACAGGGAUUUUAUCUGACCUUGCAACAGCCAAACGGCACCACAAAAGUACAACAGAUAUACCUCACUUGCGUCGCUGCUCACUGAGAGACACCAACAAUGUGACACGCAGCCCUCGCCACGCUCUCAGCGUGCCCAACAUGGGGAGCCCCAGUCCGCUCUGUAUCAUUAACAGCAGCCCUCUCCACAACAUUCCAAUCUCACCAGCACGAAGCAGCAUAUCCAGCCCUGCCAGAGAGCUGGAGAAGCUUGCAAAGGCCCGCAGCAAACUCCUGGAGAGCGAAAGUAACCAAACGCCCACACUUCCGCCAGAAACUAGACAACAACUCCGCUAUGUCUCUAAAGAUGGAAAAUGUCGCGUUAACUUGUGUCACAUUUCUGAGAGGGGGCGUUUCCUAUCUGAUAUCUUUACCUCUUUUGUAGAUCUCCAGUACCGCUGGUUCCUAUUUGUUUUUAUGAUGUGCUAUAUCACCACAUGGUUCUUGUUUGCUGGGCUCUUCUUCUUCAGUGCCACUUUCCGAGGUGACCUAGGACCAGAGAGACCUCUCGACCAUAGCCCCUGCUACUUGGGCGUAGACGACUUCAUUUCAGCUCUGCUCUUCUCGGUAGAGACACAGCGCACAAUUGGUUACGGAUCUCGCACGGUUUCUCCCACAUGCCACGAGGGUGUGCUGUUGGUCAUGAUGCAGUGUAUCGUUGGGUCUAUGAUAGAUGCUCUCAUGGUGGGCUGCAUGUUUGUUAAAAUAUCCCGUCCAAAGAAGAGGGCGGAGACGCUUCUUUUCAGUCGCACAUGUGUCAUAUCGAACCGGGAUGAUCAGCUGUGUUUGAUGUUCCGUUUAGGAGACCUGAGAGAAAGCCACAUGGUGGACGCAAAGGUCCGUGCAAAAUUAAUCAAGUCAAGACAAACAGCAGAGGGCGAGUUCUUGCCACUUGAGCAGACUGAGAUAGACCUUGGUUAUGAAACUGGAUCCGACCGACUCUUCCUCGUGGAACCUCAAGUUAUUCAGCAUAAUAUAGACUCCAAUAGUCCACUUUGGGAUCUGGGCUCAGAGCAGCUUAGGCGGCAACAGUUCGAGAUCAUCGUAAUCUUGGAAGGCAUCGUUGAGGCCACAGGGAUGAUGUGCCAAGCCAAAACAUCUUAUAUUGAAACAGAGAUUGAGUGGGGCGCUCGCUUUGAGCCGUGCAUGACGCUGGAGAAGGGCUCAUUCAGAGUGGACCUGCGUCGGUUCCACACCACCUACAAGGUACCUCUGCCUGACUGCAGUGCCAGGCAGGCACACCAGUUAAUGACUCUACAAAGUCACAGUAAAGCUAGCCAAGACUGGGAAAACUGGAUGGAGGGAAUGGCUGAAGAGGACAAAGAGAAGCAACCGGCCUAUGGAGGAUUUACUAUUGAAAACAUUCAGGAGGAGAGGAUGUCUGAAGGGAAUGAAAGUGAAGCAAGCGCGGAAAAAAACAUGCCAUGACACAACUGAUUAGUACCUAUAGUUAAAAAUUUAUACUGGUGGUGGUGGUGGUGGUGGUGGGGGCUUAGCAAAUGAGAACCACAUCUGCAUCCAACAAUGAGUUGUUUUCCAUUUCAAGAGCAAAAAAUAAGAACAACAUUUUGUCCUUUUGCUAAGAAAAUGACCAGUGCAUUGAAAUGAAAUGAAGCUCCAGACCACUGGCCCCAGAUUGUAGGUCAGAUAAUUGAUAUUUUUCAUUUUUGGUACUCUGUCUGUGUUAUUGAAAACAAUGUCAGCUCUGGUUGACAGCAGGAUCAAUAGACUAUACUGCCGCCUCCUGGCAAAUAUGAGACACUGCUUCUGUAGUUAGCACUUAAAUCUUAAUAGUUCUAAUUAGGGGUGUCUCUCUCCACUGCGUUUAGCAGUGUCAAAAUUAAGUAAUCCCCCUUCUAUAACAUAACAUAACUAUAACAAUGUAAACAACACAACAACAACAAUCGAAUAUAAAGUCAGUAAGUAAGUAGGUCAUUCGAACAAAUAAGUAAACAAAAGCAACAAUCUAAUAAUAAAUAGAAACAUUGCUCAGAGAGAAAUGUUGGCUCAUUGAUUUCCCACCACAGAAGUGAGUCUGCAUCUCGUGUAUUUGUAUUCUCUUCUGAGUGCACAUUGCAAUAAUGUGUGACAUUGCUGUGACGCUAGGAUUUGAACGUCAAACUCUGUCCUCCAGUGUCUGCAUCUUAUUUCAGAAUACCCUCUACUACACCCACAACGCUUACAUUAGUUUAAUUUCCAACACAAAAAAAUAAAGGCAUGUUUUUAUGAGGUAAAAAUUUUGUUCAUAGUAGGCACACACAAAAACCACUGCAAACCUUAUUUAUAUCAAUGGCAAAAGCAGGAUUAUCUUCCAUGAUGUCUAACUCACCAAAACGCCGACUGAACUCUGUUGUUGCCACAAGCAUCUUUAUCUCUGAUGGCCUGUGACAUUUUCUCCAAGAUGGAAAUGUGUGUAAACAAUCUCUGCUGUAAUGGCCAUUGCUUCCUUGAAUAAAUCGCCAUCUGUAAAGGGCUUCUUGUGUUUAGCCAUAGGGGACUUACAUGAAACAACGCCUCAGUCGCAGACUUGUUUUGAGCAGCAGGUUUUGUGAAAAAUUACUGGGCCUCCAACACUGAUUUCAUCUCAACAACUUUCCUUCCACGGAUUGCACUCUUUGAAAGGGGAAACCGUCAUUGAAGUAUCCGUGGUUGGUGUUGUGGUGCCGCUCCAGAUUUCCUCUUGUCGAAGGAGGAUAUUUUCCUCUCCUUCAGCCCAAGAUCUUUGUACCGUUUGGAAAGGGUAGUUCACCUACGCACAAAUCACGUGACAAUUUCAUACGUUUUGGAUAUUUAU